Molecule: messenger RNA, 2157 nt
Organism: Conger conger (European conger)
Lineage: Eukaryota; Metazoa; Chordata; Actinopteri; Anguilliformes; Congridae
Gene: pdcd4b
Product: programmed cell death 4b
Exons: 12
Coding region: 123-1535 (470 amino acids)
Biological process (GO): negative regulation of DNA-templated transcription
Cellular component (GO): nucleus; cytosol
Source: RefSeq, a predicted model, not a curated record
UGGGCAGAGAACACAAAAACAGCAGCAACACACUUCAAUUUACAGCAUACACAGGGUAUUGACUGGUGACAAGAAGUUUCUUCACCGCACGCUUUUUUGCUGCAUUUCACUUUUUAAAAACCAUGGCAACUGAAUGCGAGGCAUGGCUUAAUGCUAACCCCGUAGAGGCGGACGACCUGAGCGACUCUUUUCUCUCCGGUGACGAGGAGCGAGGUGUCGUGCGGAAGGUUGAUAACGAGAUCAACGGGAACUGGAUCGCUGCUCCCACAUCGUCCAUUCUUGAAGCCAGGGUCAAGGCGAAGGCCAAGAGGAGACUGAGGAAGAACUCCUCCCGGGACUCUGGUCGGGGGGACUCGCUGAGCGACAAUGGGGACAGCGUCCGUGGCCCCCUCCUGCCUCCCACCAGCCCCAAGGGCAAACUGCUGGACAGACGGUCCCGAACAGGAAAAGGGAGGGGUUUGCCAAAGAAAGGUGGAGCGGGAGGGAAAGGUGUCUGGGGACCACCUGGAGAGGUCUAUGACCUUGAGGAGGUGGAUGUGAAGGACCCAAAUUAUGAUGAAGGCCAGGAAAAUUGUGUGUAUGAGACGGUGGUGUUGCCUCUGGAUGAGCGAGACUUUGAGAAGACCGUAACGCCCAUUGUGCAAGAGUACUUCGAGCAUGGGGACACCACUGAAGUGGCGGAGCUGCUGGGGGAGCUGAACCUGGGCCACAUGAGGAGCGGAGUCCCCAUGCUGGCCGUGUCCCUGGCCCUGGAGGCCAAAGCCAGCCACAGGGAGCUGACGUCUCGCCUGCUGUCGGACCUGUGCGGGCAGAUGCUCACGCUCCGAGACAUGGAGACCGCCUUCCACAAGCUGCUGCAGGAGCUCCCGGAUCUGGUGCUGGACACACCAGGGGCUCCGCAGCUUGUUGGCCAGUUCAUUGCUCGAGCUGUCAGGGAUGAAAUCCUAUCCAAAAGUUACAUCGAGAGCUACAAAGGGAAAGUGGACUGUGAGCAUGCAAGGGCGGCGCUGGACAGGGCAGCAGUGUUGCUGAAGAUGGGCAGGGGGGGUUUGCGCAUUGACAACCUGUGGGGCUCGGGUGGGGGCCAGAGACCUGUCACCCAGCUCAUCAAAGAGGUUAAUCUUCUUCUGAAGGAGUAUCUCCUAUCUGGAGAUGUAGUUGAAGCGGAGAGAUGUUUGAGAGAACUGGAGGUGCCACACUUCCACCAUGAGUUUGUCUAUGAGGCAAUAGUCAUGGUAUUGGAGUCUAAAGGGGACAAAACAUUCAAAAUGGUUCUGCAGCUGCUGAAGUUUCUGUGGCAGUCGUCUGUGAUCACUGUGGACCAAAUGAGAAGGGGGUUUCAAAGAGUUUACAUGGACAUAGCAGAAAUUAAUAUUGACGUCCCCUGUGCAUAUGCCCUACUGGAGCAAUUUGUGGAUAAGAGCUUCAGUGCUGGUAUUAUAGACAAAAGACUAAGGGACCUGUGUCCUUCACGAGGACGCAAGAGAUUUGUGAGUGAGGGGGAUGGCGGGCGUCUUAAAUUGGAGAGCUACUGAAGAGGAACUCUGGGAACCAGCCCGUGCCAGGAGUAUUCAAAAUACUGGAGCUCAUUUUUACAAUUCAGAUAUUUGUCAUAAUGGUUUAGAUGCAAAACACUCCUUUCAAUGAUAAAGAAUGUACAUUUCUGGAAACAUUUAAUGGAAAUUUAAAGGUACCUUUUCUUUUCUGUUAGGAGGUAAACGUAAGCAUACUGUGUCUGACCGAUGUCUGCAAAUAAGCUAACUCAGAAAGUGCCAGACCUUUCAAUGACGUAGUCAUUCCAUGUUUUUUGUAUUGAUUUUUUUUUUUCUUUCUUCCCCACUGCCACUCCUUUUUUCCUGACAGUAGUGUUUGUACAAGAAUCACUGGUUUGUGUAUAAAGCUUUAUAUUAAAGGGGGCACAUUCGUUCAGAGCAGUUACUCCCCUUAUCAGCUGCUAUUGUUUAUAGAUGCUGUGCUUCAAAUAUUUCUCUAUAUGAAUGACAACUGAAGGCAACAGAAUGCAGAGGAAACCAGUGAGGGUCAGUUUCACAAAAUGGUGUCCAGAAUGUUUAUUUUUAUAUUUUAACACUGGUGAGUGAAAUGUACCCAGUCUUGGUCGCUGUUUAUGUUCAAAACAUGAAAUAAACUGCAACAAAA